AUGUCAAGAGAAAUGCCGGCUUUACAGGAUUUUGCGCGAGCUCAGACCGAGUUCAAGGUCCCCCAGCUCAACAUAGGCAAUGGCAAUAUCUACCUGGGAGAUGUUUUUGGAAGGUAUCGCCAGACUGUGAACUUCAACGUGGCAAUAGAUGUUGACCCCUACUGCAGUGCCGAUGACAAGGACGAAGCGCCAAUCUCCGGUGGUCUUUUCCGCAUGACCAAGGGCGAUCCAUUCACAGCAACCUACAAGUACCAUGAAACCCUUAUCGUUUUGGAGGGAAGCUUUAUCGUUACUGACGAUGCUGGGCACGCUUCGACGGCGUCAGCUGGAGAUAUCUAUUGGAUCCCUAAGGGUGCUACAGUGACCAUUGGAACCGAGGAUACGGGUUUGGCGUCUACACGGCACAAAGGCUGAAACGUGGAUGAGGCACGAAACCCAAUUUGGCCUUGAUGGUUGCUUUAGACUUUGUUAUUUCGGCCCCUAAAAGAGAGAACUAUCCAUCGAACCAUGCCUAAUCAGGUAAAACAAUUGCACAAG
This is a messenger RNA of Exophiala viscosa, 537 nucleotides long. RefSeq lists its product as uncharacterized. Lineage: Eukaryota; Fungi; Ascomycota; Eurotiomycetes; Chaetothyriales; Herpotrichiellaceae. Bases 1 to 414 code for a protein of 137 amino acids. The record is from RefSeq and is a predicted model, not a curated record. The transcript has a single exon.